AUGGCGGCGAUAGAAGAGCCGUCGAAUCUCCGCAACCGGCAACAUGCCGCCUCUGACGACGACGCCGAGAGCGAGAGGGCCGGGUCUACGUUCCCUGAUGCCACCGAGACAACGACGCUGCUCAACUCGGAGACGUCGUCUCGGACCCUCCGCAACGGGUCACCGGCCGGGAGCCGCCGAGAUCGGGGCUCGGACAACAACGACGACGAUAACGAUGACGAUGACGGGGCUAAGCAGUCCAUCAGUGCGACACGGGCUGCUGUCUUGAUGUUGAGCACCUGGAUUCUCAUUUUCCUUCAAGCAUCGAAUACGUCCGGCAUGACAAUGACGCAGUCUGUCGUCGCUGAGGACCUGAACGCCUACUCGCACGCAAUGUGGUUCACUAGCUCCUACCUCAUCAGCAUGGCCUCGCUGGCGCCCCUAUUCGGGCGCCUGGCCACCAUCUUCUCGCCCCGGAUCCUCGUGCUCUGGCUGGGCGGCUUCUUCGCCGUCGGCGGCGUUGUCACGUCGCAGGCGCCCUCGUUCUGGGUCUUUAUCGGCGGCAGGAUCCUGACGGGUAUGGGAGGCGCGGGGAUCAUGACGCUGUCCGUCAUUCUGGUGCUCGAGCUGGUGGGGAAGAAGAGACGGGGUGUAUUCGUCGGGUUGGUAAACGCGGGCUUCACGAUCGGGUUGUCCUUUGGCGCUGUUGUGUUUGGCGCAUUGUUGCCUGUUAUUGGAUGGAGAGCUCUUUUUGGUCUUCAAACACCCCUCGGACUUCUUGCUGGCAUAGGUGCUUUCUUGAGCAUCCCAAAAUCCUUCAGCUCAGAUCACAAGACCAGAGGCAAGUCGGUCCUCCAGAAGCUGGCUCAUAUUGACUAUGCAGGUGCUUUCAUGCUGGUUCUUACCAUUGUCCUCUUCCUCUACGGCCUUUCGGGCGACAUAAACCACCUAUCCCUACUCCUCUCGGCCGUUUCCCUUCUGGUCUUUAUCGUCACUGAAUUCAAGCUCGUCAGGGAACCCCUUAUCCCAAUCUCGGUCCUCUCCUCCAGGGGCGUCCUGCUCUCCUGCACUGCACAGCUGCUCUUCAUGUCCAUCCGUUGGACGCUGCUGUACUAUACCCCCAUCUUCGUCCUCGCCGUCCGCGGCUACGCGCCCGCCAUCGCGGGCUCCAUCCUCAUCCCCACCAACAUCGGCUUCGGCUCGGGUGGCCUGAUCGUCGGCUGGCUGCACGUCCGCCGCAACGGCGCCUUCUGGUCGCCCUCCGUUAUCAGCCUGACGUGCUUCGCGGCCGCUAUGUUCGGGCUCUCGCUCGUGGCCACCGAAGGCUCGCCGUUCUGGAUUUUUGUGCUGGCCGUCGUGCUCAACGGCCUGGCGACGGGCGCCACGUUGAACUACACCCUUGCGCAUCUCCUCCACCUCAGCCACCCGGACGAGCACUUCAUCGCGACGUCGCUCCUGGGCACCUUCCGCGGCUUUGGUGGCAGUUUCGGCACGGCCAUCGGCGGCGGCGUGUUUUACCGUCUCUUGCGCUCGGGUCUCAUCGCUAGCUUCACGGAGCUCGAUGGUGGGCGGCUGGCUGAAGGGAGGGAUGAGCUCAUCACGAAGCUCAUCGGGAGUCCCGCUCUGGUGUUUAACGGCGGGCUGAGUCCUGCCGAGCAUGAGAUCGCGGUGGAGCACUACGCCGGUGCGUCGAGGGGGACGUGGCAGGCUGCGGCGGCGUUGGCGGUCGUUGCGAUCUUGUGUCAGGCGAGUACGGGGUGGAGGAGCCCCGUUGGCGGGAAGGAGGUCGAUGAUGAGACGGAGGCGAGGGCCACGGUGAUGGAGAACGAGGGCGUCGGGGAGGCGUGA
Colletotrichum orchidophilum is the source of this 1827-nucleotide messenger RNA. Its product is annotated as major facilitator superfamily transporter. Gene Ontology annotation, molecular function: basic amino acid transmembrane transporter activity. The record is from RefSeq and is a predicted model, not a curated record. NCBI's taxonomy places the organism in Eukaryota, Fungi, Ascomycota, Sordariomycetes, Glomerellales, Glomerellaceae. The transcript is spliced from 4 exons. Gene Ontology annotation, biological process: transmembrane transport; basic amino acid transport. Gene Ontology annotation, cellular component: fungal-type vacuole membrane. The coding region runs from base 1 to 1827 and encodes 608 amino acids.